AUGGACGCAUUGGAGCAGAUCAAGUUCGACGUGGUCGGCCUCUCCGAGACGCACACGAAGAAGGCACAACGUAUGCGGUGGACAGACGGCAAGCUGCGGGGGGCCGAAGUACACGUCGCGCCGUGCACCAUCGGCCAAAACGACAGCACCAUCGGAGGCAUCGGCUUCAUUAUUCACAAGAGUCUGACGUGCAGCGUCCUGUCCAUCGAGCUCAAAUCCAGCCGAAACGGCGUCCUGAGGCUGAAGGCUCCCGGUCAACGUCUACCCGUGAUGAUCAUCCAGGUCUACGCUCCUCACAGCGGAUACUCGGAGGACGAGCACGAAGACUUCUACGCCGAAUUGGACCUAAAGCUCGCACAACCAGCCUGCCGGACCAUCGUCAUGGGCGAUUUCAACGCACGCACGGGGCGCGGCCAGCCGGGAGAAGCCUUCGUUGGCAAAUUCAGCGCAGAAAACAGAAACCCGGCCGGGCACCGGAUGACUGCCUUCGCGGAGAGCAAGAAGCUGUACGUGAUGAAUAGCUUCUUCGAGAAGCCACGGAGAAAACGGUGGACGUGGCAGUCAGCGGAUGGCACGACCCGCUCAGAAAUCGACUACGUCCUGUGCGACGACAGAUGGUGCGUCCAAAACUUCGAAGUCCUCUCGAGGUUUAUGGCCAGAAGCGACCACAAGAUCGUUCGUGCGACGCUUCUACUUGACUUGCCAGGCAUGAAGCGGAAGCGGGCACUCGCAGGCAAGCAGAAAAUGCCGGCGGAGAUAGACCAGGCGAAGCUCCGAGCAGAAGUCCGUACGGUGAACUGGAACGCUAGCGGUGACUCACGAAUCAACGAGCGCUACGAACAGCUCGAAGAGACGCUGAUGCGAUGCGUAAAAACGGCAGAGGUCAAGCCACGCAAGGCCAGUGAGCCGAGGAUAAAACCGGAAACCCGCACUCUUCUCGCCGAGCUGCAGUCGCUGAAACAGAGCGGUGAAGGGCCAGAGAAAUGCCGCGAGCUGAGCCGAGAGAUUAGAAGAAAGCUCGAGACCGACUACGAGGAACAUCGGAACAAGCGGCUCGUGGAAGCAGCAGUCGCUAGGCAGAGCAUAAAGAAAUGCAAGCGAAGGCUAGCACAAUCACAGCUCGUCACAGGCGCUCUCCUGGAUGAAAACGACGCCCUUCAGACUGAGCGGCCGGCGGUCGAAGAUGUAUGCCGUAGAUUCUACACGUCGCUAUUCGACAGCAAAGUAGAAGUGACUAGGAUCGAAAGAAACCCGGAAGGACAUCCAGCAACUCCUGCGCCCGUUAGCUGGCUCGAAAUCCAAGACGCGCUGAAGACGUUCAAGAACGGCAAGGCUCCCGGCCCUGACGGUAUUACGGCAGAGAUGCUAAAGGCCGGCGGGCCAGAACUCUGGAAGCGCGUCAGCAAAUUCUUCACGCAGUGCAUGCGGCAACGGAAGAUCCCGCUCAAAUGGAAAGAGUCACGAACCGUGCUCCUGUACAAGAAGGGUGAUCCUGAAGACCUAAAGAACUACCGACCCAUCUGCCUACUGCCGGUUAUGUACAAGCUCUUCACGAAG
Molecule: messenger RNA, 1557 nt
Organism: Aphelenchus avenae
Lineage: Eukaryota; Metazoa; Nematoda; Chromadorea; Rhabditida; Aphelenchidae
Source: the annotation of a GenBank genome assembly